CUGCCCCGCGACGCGCCGGGUGCUGGCGCAGCCCUUCGCUCUCCCGGCCUCCCCCUCCCUGGUUCCGCGCUCUGGUUCCGCCAUGGAAUCCAACAAGGAUGAAGCCGAGCGCUGUAUUAGCAUCGCCCUCAAGGCCAUCCAGAGCAACCAGCCUGACCGGGCGCUCCGCUUCCUGGAGAAGGCGCAGCGGCUGUACCCGACGCCGCGAGUUAGCGCCUUGAUCGAGUCCCUUAACCAGAAACCGCAGUCGGCCGGCGACCAACCGCAACCCACAGAGGCAACCCAGGCGACCCAUAAGAAAGCAGGUGGGGCCGGCGCCCCCUCAGCCAAUGGUGAAGCCGGAGGAGGAGAGAGCACCAAAGGCUACACUGCCGAACAAGUAGCGGCCGUGAAAAGGGUCAAGCAAUGUAAAGAUUACUACGAGAUCCUGGGGGUGAGCAGAGGGGCCUCAGAUGAGGACCUGAAGAAGGCCUACCGCAGACUGGCCCUCAAGUUCCACCCUGACAAGAACCGCGCGCCUGGUGCCACUGAAGCUUUCAAAGCCAUUGGCACAGCAUACGCAGUACUUAGCAACCCAGAGAAAAGGAAGCAGUAUGACCAGUUCGGCGAUGACAAGAGCCAGGCAGCCCGGCACGGCCAUGGGCACAGGGACUUCCACCGCGGCUUUGAAGCUGACAUCUCCCCUGAAGAUCUCUUCAACAUGUUCUUUGGAGGUGGCUUCCCAUCUAGUAACGUCCAUGUCUAUAGCAACGGCCGCAUGCGCUACACGUACCAUCAAAGGCAGGACCGCAGGGAGAACCAGGGUGAUGGUGGGCUGGGGGUGUUUGUCCAGCUGAUGCCCAUCCUCAUCCUGAUCCUCGUGUCAGCGCUCAGCCAGCUCAUGGUUUCCAGUCCACCCUACAGUCUCAGCCUGAGACCGUCGGUGGGCCACGUCCACAGGCGAGUCACUGACCACCUGAACGUCGUUUACUACGUGGCAGACACGUUCUCUGAGGAGUACACAGGCUCCAGCCUCAAGAUGGUUGAACGGAAUGUGGAAGACGAUUAUAUUGCCAAUCUCCGAAACAACUGUUGGAAGGAGAAGCAGCAAAAGGAAGGCUUGCUGUACCGGGCCCGCUACUUUGGCGACGCAGAUAUGUACCACAAAGCACAGAAGAUGGGCACCCCGAGCUGUAACCGACUGUCAGAGGUGCAGGCCUCCCUGCAUGGAUAGUCCUGGGCCAGCCUGCCACCGAGGUCCAAACUAUGAAAUCCCUGGAGAAUUUGUGGUGACAUGCACUGAGCCAAGGUGACGAACUGUAUAUUUAAGGAAAGACAAAAAAAGAAAAAAAAUGGAAUUGGAGGCCGGACGCUGCACAACUGCCCUCUCUCUCACCCAGUAAAUGCAGAAAGCUGUUAGGACAGACAGGAAAACCUGCCAUGGGGGCUGCUUCCCUUCCUCCCAGGGCUGGCAGAAGCCCAGGCUCCACAUCGGCUCUCUCCUAGGAUACAGAAACCAUGACAACGAAAGUAGAAUGUAAAACUUGCAGCAAAUGUCUGUAGGAAGGGCUGGGGGAGGGGGCACCCAACUGCCUUUCUUCCCCCCUCCCAGGAGCUACCACCAGUCACCUCCGUGGAGGUAAUCAGAGGUGUUGGCCAAGGAUAGAGAGGAGGAGGAAAGAGAAGUCUCUGUAGAAUGUAAUUUAUAGAUGCGUGUAUAUGUAUCUAUUUAUAUGUAAAUAACACAUAUAAAGAUAUAGAGAUAUAUAGAGAUAUAGUCUACUUUUUAAACUAUGCAGGGAUUUGGUUAAGUUGUUGAGUUGAUUUCUUCCCUGUUGUAGAAAACAAGGCCUGUUUGGGGAAGGCAGCCUGGUCCUUCAAAGGCUAGACAUUAGCCAUAGCUGACAGCAUGCGGAAAGUUGGGCCACAGCUUUUAACGUUCCCCUCAACCCCAACCUGUUUUUGAUGGCAGCGGUAAUCAUGAUAGCAUAAAUCUGCAGAGAACUUGGAAGGUUGCCAGCGGUAUGGUUAAACUGGAGGGGCGCAGGCUGCGGGGGAAGAAAGGACUCCUGGGGCCAGGUGCCAGGUCAGUACUGAGUCAUGGUAGAGGCCCCAGAUGGCCUGUGGGGAUGAGACCACCCACCGCAAGGUUGGCCAGAUCAGGUGGGCACUUGGUCCUGGUGCUCAGGAGCCCCCUGCCCCCGCUGCCACUGAGAGCAGCAGUGUUGGAGAGGGGAGCCAGGUUCUGCCUGACCACCUCCCCCCUUAGUCCCUAUGUGAGUUUUGCCUUAUAGGUGCCCCAGGGCACAGCCCCAUUGUUGCUACUGGUUUUUCCUAAGCCAUGUACCAAGGACUCCAGAAGGCUUUUCCUCCCAGAGUCAACCGCGUGGGGCCCAGGACGCUGGGGCAGAAGCCGACUCCUGAAGAAAGUCCGUGACCGUGGGCGCCUCUGUCUCUACCCUCCGUGGACAUGAUGCCACCCGGCCUUCUCUUGCACGUUGGAUAAAGGAUGCACCUGAAGCAGAAGGGUUUUCUUACGGUCAUCCUCAAAUGAGGAUUUUUCUCAAAACAGCAGUUGCUGCCAGGGGAAGGGAGGGAGGUUUUAUUUGUUCCCACAGUUUAUACUGGGCCUUUUGGAAUUACCGUUUUUCCCAAAUUUUCCUCUGGUGGUGGGUGUGUCAUUGAGCCUGCCAUCCUCCAAAGCCUUACUACCCCAAGCUGCCAGCCAGGAGGGAAUCACCACCCUCCCAGAGCUUCUCUUGGCUCUUUUUAUAGAAGUCCCCCAACAAAUAGGAUUCUUGCUGGGAAAGGGAGCUUGGUUAAGGAGAAAUGUCAAAUACGGUUUUUAAACAAGGUCCUGCCCUGUGAUGAAGCGCCCCCACCCACCCCCCACCCCUGCCCAAAGAGAUGCUCAGAACUGGAUGUGGGUGAGAGCGCCCUGCCCGUGGUGGCCCUGGUGCUCGGCUCCCACCACCCCAACCCUCUGGUCUCAGUAGAUGUCCCUAGACGGCUGAGCCAUGUGCAAUAAGAACAUAGAUCCUAAUGGAUCCACUGAGAAGCUGUAUUUCUUGAAAUAGAAUCCUGAAAUUGUA
Molecule: messenger RNA, 3071 nt
Organism: Mesoplodon densirostris (Blainville's beaked whale)
Lineage: Eukaryota; Metazoa; Chordata; Mammalia; Artiodactyla; Ziphiidae
Gene: DNAJB12
Product: DnaJ heat shock protein family (Hsp40) member B12
Exons: 9
Coding region: 83-1213 (376 amino acids)
Biological process (GO): cellular response to misfolded protein
Cellular component (GO): endoplasmic reticulum membrane
Molecular function (GO): Hsp70 protein binding
Source: RefSeq, a predicted model, not a curated record